This is a messenger RNA of Symbiodinium pilosum, 2782 nucleotides long. The record is from the annotation of a GenBank genome assembly. Lineage: Eukaryota; Dinophyceae; Suessiales; Symbiodiniaceae.
GAGCACGAGCUGCAGGACCUUCAGGAUCAGGCGGAGGACAGGUCGCAGGAUCCGCUUGCCCAGGCGAUGCUUGCUCAAUCCCAGGCCCUCACCUCCUUGGUAAGUCAGUUGGCAGCCGCCUCUGGCAGCCGCCUCUGGCGAACCUCUCCUCGACUUCGCAGGUACUGGGUCUGUAGGCGUCAGAGGUGCCUCGCAGAGGGCAAAGCUGCAGGAGGAGCACAAGUGUUGGCCAAUUUGGUCGCACUUGCUUUCGAUGCCUUGCAAGCCGAUCGCGUCGACAUGGCAAAAGACCAUAUCGCGCUGCUGGCCGUCUUUCUCGAACAGACCUUGCUCGAUUCAAACAGGACGGAUGUUGCUUAUCACCUGACCCUGCUAGAGGAACCUCCUGUGGGGAUGUUUGUGGCAAGGCAAGGCCAAGGGGCUCAAAGUCGGGCUUUUGCCCCACUCGCGUCCCAACGCUGGGUGACAGUUGUGUUGUCCUACUUGAAGGAACUCGACACAAUACAGGGCCGCCGCCAAGAAUUCGUCAAGGCAUCCAAGGCCCCUCCUCCUCCAAGCCAGGGCGCCACAGACCCUUCCCCAAAGCCAAAGCGCCCGCCUCGAAAGAGGAUAGCCUGUGGAGAACCCCGAACGCCCAUCACCGGGACUCGUUUCCUCUUCCUCCUGGAAGAUCUGGCCCAGACCUUCUUGCACGCCUUGUUGAGCUCGAGCACUUUGCAAAAGGCUGAUAUGCCAAACCUCGCCACUGAGGACCCGGACGAGAACCUCAGGUGCUCCCUGCUUGCGCCGAUCCCUGGGCCUUCUCGUGCUCGUGACUUGCAUGGUGCUGCGGCCCUUGUCUACGACAAAGAAGGCGUCAUUGGGUCCCCUGAGAAGGACGUUGUUGGACAAAACCUUUUUCAGGCCAUUGGGGCCGAAGUAGACUCAGGGCCUGCCUGUGUCUCUCGUGGCUGUGUGCCUGCUGCAGCGCCUUUGUCUCGAAGGCUUCCGCUUGCCGCCCUAAGCCUCCGAGCUGCAAAGCUGUCUUGUACUUCGAAGCUUCUCCUGUCGCGCCUUGCCGGAGCUUGGGUCUCUGUUGCGAUGUUCCGGAGAUGCUGCAUGUGCCUCUUCAAUGAAGUUUUCCCUGCUUCUCUUGCAAAAGGAAGCCCGCAACGUCAGCACGCCAUCCCUCAGAGCCGCACGCUUGCCCAGGAGCUGUGCCUUGCCUCCUGCUCUGAUGUCACUGCGCCUCACCUGCCUGACAUCUACGCCUCUGACGCCUCUCUUGGGCGAGGGGCCUACUGCAAAGCCCCCAUCGGUCCUGCUCUCUCUCGAAGCCUCUGGCUGAAUGGGGAUCGAAAGGGUGCUUACUCUAAGCUUGACGUCGGAGCGGUCCGCACCACCUUCAGCCCAGCUGCUCAUCCUUGCCUUCGCACCUACCGGCUGCCUGAGGGCAUCGACCGGCGCCAUCCGCGUGUUAUGCAUGGCAAUGCGUUGGCUCAGCGCUGCUUGGUUUUCUUCCUGUUUGCCUUGAGAUUUGGUUGCCCGGCUCUCUUUGAGCAACCGCGUGGCUCCAAGCUCGCAUGGACUAGCUGGAGUUCGGCGGGUUCGCGUUUCGUAGCUUUGCUCGAUUCCCAAGUCGCCAAGGCGGCAGCCGCGAAAGGACGUUCAACGUCCCAGGCUCUCUCCCCGGGCUUGCGCAGAAUUGCUGCGCAUCAGCUUGCCUUUGGGUUGUAUCCCGCACUUGGCUUCGCACCUACCAGGUUGAACAUUGCAGACGAUCCGACCCGCUUUGCUGAGCUGCGCAAGCCUUGCCUCCACUCGCUGCAUAAGCUCUUGCCUGCCCAAUGCCUGCAUGGUCUGGGGGAGUUGCGGUUUUCUCGCCCUCAGUCCGGCUGGGUCCGGCUUUUUCUGCUGCUUCAUGUCAUCGAUGGCCCUCCUUCCGACUUCCUGCGUCAUGCUGUCUCUGGGCGGUUCGGGACCGAAGCCUGCCCUUACACCCCAGACUGCCAUCGUGACUUUGACAACACUCUGGGUUUUCCUGGCGAGGGCCCUGUGCCCCAGCCUCUUCUUGCCUGCCUCUCUCAGGCCUUUUUCUCACGCUCGCCUCUCCUCAAGGCUCGAGCUCUCUUCUUCACAGCUGUGUCUGGAUUUGCCACCUUGCUUUGGACUUUCUCUGUGUUGGACUUUUCCCCCAAGAUCAUGCGGCCUGCCACGAGGACGACCCGCCUUAAACUGCUGCAAGAGUUUGACCUCUGGCUGAAAAGUAGUUGUGGGAGCACGUUGGAGAAUCUCUUGGCUGUCGGCUUUGAUCAGGUUGAGAUUAUUGCAAACACCCUGGUUUCCUACGGGCAGCAUUUGUUUCGAAGUGGCGCUGCAUAUAACAAGUACUCUGAAACGAUUAAUGGUGUGGCCGCAGCAAGGCCAGGAAUUCGCAGGUCCCUGGCCGCCUCUUGGAAUCUUGCUUUCGCUUGGCUCUCUGAGGAGCCCCACCAGCACCACAGAGCGCUACCAAAAGGGGUCUUGUUGGCCCUCCUUUCUGCUGCCCUUCUUUGGGGUUGGAUAGCAGAGGCUGGCGUCUUUGCGUUGUCCUGGGCAGGCUUACUGCGCUCAGGUGAGGUCACAGAAGCUCGGCGCUCUGACUUGAUCCUCCCCCGCGAUGCUGCCCCAGGCACCACCUUUGCGCUACUGCAGAUAAGGAAUCCAAAGACAAGGGGUCAUGCUGCAAAGCACCAGUCUGCCCGCAUUGACCCUCCGGAUAUCAUUCGCAUCCUGGACCUGGCUUUUGGAAGCUUGCCACGUG